UAGCAGGCAGAAGAAAAACCAACAUCAGAAAGAAAGCCUUCCUGCAGAAUAACCUUUAAUAAUAAAAAAAGCCAUGGACACGGACGACAGGGCUUUGAGCAUAUACAGAGCCGCCAGAACCAUCAAACGGAAAGACAAUUCCCUCUACAACGCCCUCCGCUCCAUCUACGAGGACUCCAUCUUCGUCGGCGAGGUCUCCCAGCUGCGGCCGGAGCUCCCUCUCCUCGCAGAUCUCCGCUGCGGCUUCUGGUACUCCCACGGCUUCGUCGCCAUGUGUUACUUCAAAUCCACCGACGGCCACACCAACGAUUGCUCCUUCUCCACCGCCCUUGUCUUGUUAUCUGUCGGCCCUUGAGAUCGACGGGACGGAGCCAAUCAUGACUGGGCCUGAGUCACGGGACCAAACGACAAAGCUUUUGGAUUUCGUAGCUGUACGUGGUGACGACGACGAGCUGGUUCAUGAUGUUUCCGGCAGAAGCUUGGAGCUUGAUUUAUUCCAUCAAGUUGACGAUUACUUGAAGGGUUUGUAUGUGUACAAAAAUGAUUUCAGCUAGGUGCCCAGGUCGAUUCGAAGGCUCCACAGGCUGGGGACGUUUAAGUUGAUCGGGAUGAACAAUAAGGCGAGGAGUAAAAG
This is a messenger RNA of Linum trigynum, 634 nucleotides long. Lineage: Eukaryota; Viridiplantae; Streptophyta; Magnoliopsida; Malpighiales; Linaceae. The record is from the annotation of a GenBank genome assembly.